AGCUCCCUCCGCAAGUUGAUCCCCUUCGGCAACCGCGUGCUGGUCAAGCGCUUCGAGGCCGUGGCCAAGACGGCCAGCGGCAUCUACCUGCCGGACGCCGACGCCAAGCAGCAGAACGAGGGCGAGGUGGUGGCCGUGGGCCCCGGCGCCCGCGCCACGGACGGCUCGCUCGUCCCGGCCCAGAGCGCCGUGGGCGACAAGGUGCUGCUGCCCGAGUACGGCGGCAGCUCGGUCAAGCUGGACGGCCAGGAGUUCUUCCUCUUCCGCGACGAGGACAUCCUCGGCAAGCUCGAGUAA
Molecule: messenger RNA, 297 nt
Organism: Phytophthora sojae
Lineage: Eukaryota; Oomycota; Peronosporomycetes; Peronosporales; Peronosporaceae
Exons: 1
Cellular component (GO): mitochondrial matrix
Molecular function (GO): protein folding chaperone; protein-folding chaperone binding; ATP binding
Source: RefSeq, a predicted model, not a curated record